Messenger RNA from Bombina bombina (fire-bellied toad), 2033 nucleotides. RefSeq names its product ATP binding cassette subfamily G member 8 (gene ABCG8). NCBI's taxonomy places the organism in Eukaryota, Metazoa, Chordata, Amphibia, Anura, Bombinatoridae. Gene Ontology annotation, cellular component: plasma membrane. The transcript is spliced from 13 exons. The record is from RefSeq and is a predicted model, not a curated record. Gene Ontology annotation, molecular function: ATP binding; ATP hydrolysis activity; ABC-type transporter activity. Gene Ontology annotation, biological process: cholesterol homeostasis. The coding region runs from base 66 to 2033 and encodes 655 amino acids.
CUGGAAUGCUUCUGAAGUGCCAGUAAUGCAGUGUACGUCAAUGUCUCCUGCACAGUGAGGUUAGUAUGAAAGUCAGAGAUGAAUUAUUUUUGCCCGAAGAAGACAGCAGUUUAUACUUUACAUAUUCUGGACCUCCAAAUAUUCUGGAAGUAAAAGAAUUAAAUUACCAGGUUAAUUUAAAUGACCAAAUCCCUUGGUAUGAGAAAAUAGCAGAACUUAAGAUGCCAUGGGAAUGGAAUAAAGGGGCACAAACAAUUGGCAUGACAAAUCUGAAUGUGAAAGUCAGCAGUGGGCAGAUGCUGGCAGUUAUAGGAAACACAGGUUGUGGAAAGACUUCUUUACUUGACAUCAUUACCUGUAAAGAUGAAGGAGGAAAGAUUAAGUCAGGACAAAUAUUAAUAAACGGAAAGCUUAGCACCAAGCAGUUGGUGAAAAAAAGCAUAGCCCACGUACGACAGGAUGACCAGCUCUUGCCACACCUGACUGUUCGAGAAACAUUGUCAUUUGUGGCCAAACUUCGUCUGCCUAAGGAGUUUUCAGAACAGCAAAGGCAAAAACGGGUUGAAGAUGUAAUAGCAGAACUAAGAUUGCGGCAAUGUGCAAAUACUAAAAUUGGAAAUGCCUAUACAAGAGGUGUAUCUGGGGGGGAAAGAAGAAGAGUAAGCAUUGGUGUUCAGCUCCUAUGGAAUCCAGGUAUACUUUUACUUGAUGAGCCAACAUCUGGUUUGGACAGUUUUACAGCACACAACCUUGUGAUUACAUUGUCCAGGCUUGCCAGGGGAAAUAGAUUAGUUCUUUUGUCUAUCCACCAGCCACGUUCUGACAUAUUCCAGCUGUUUGAUCUAGUCCUUCUCCUGUCCUCGGGAUCCACUAUAUAUUCUGGAACUGCUAAAGCUAUGGUUCAGUAUUUCUCAUCUAUAGGGUAUCCAUGCCCUCGAUAUAGCAACCCUGCUGACUUUUAUGUUGACUUAACAAGCAUUGAUCGUAGGAGCAGAGAGCAAGAAAUCGAAUGCUUGGAAAGGACAAAGUCUUUGUCAGAAAUCUUCUGGGAAAAAGUCAAAGAUUCUGAUGAUUAUUUAUUCAAAGUCUCAGAAGAUGACAGAGAAAAUGUAUCAAGUGAUACAUGCCGGCCUAUAGCCUCAUCUGACAAAGUGAUCAAUAUAGAUUCUCAUGAAAUUCAUCGUCUGUCUGGAGGGCUGCAUCAAUUUUCUGUAUUAUUAAGGAGGCAUGUAUCCAAUGAUCUGCGUGAUCUUACAACAUUACUGAUCCAUGGAUUUGAGGCGCUUAUAAUGGCAUUAUUGGUGGGAUUUUUAUAUUAUGGCCAAGGAGGAAACCAACUCUCCAUCCAAGAUACAGUUGCCUUAUUGUUCAUGAAGGGAUCACUAACCCCUUUUGCAGUAGUUUUAGAUGUUGUUGCAAAAUGUCAUUCAGAAAGAGCAAUGCUUUAUCAUGAAUUGCAAGAUGGACUUUACUCUGUUACGUCAUAUUUUUUUGCAAAGGUUAUUGGCGAACUUCCUGAACAUUUUGUUUUUGUCAUUUUGUAUGGUGUCCCAAUAUACUGGCUGGCAAAUCUUAACCCAGCACCUGAAAAUUUCCUGCUGAAUUUCCUGUUGGUGUGGCUUGUUGUAUAUUGCAGUCGGACAAUGGCUUUAUGGCUGUCUGCUCUGUUACCCACAAUGCAAAUGUCUUCAUUUCUUAGCAAUGCUUUUUUCACAUCAUUCUAUUUGACUGGUGGUUUCAUUAUCAGCUUGGAAAACCUAUGGACAGUUCCAUAUUGGGUAUCCCAUGUAUCUUUUCUUCGAUGGGGUUUUGAAGGGCUAAUGCAAGUUCAGUUCACAGAUGUCAAUUAUAAAGUGUUGCUUGGCAAUAUUACUAUCACUGUUCCAGGACAAAUGAUCAUUGAAAGCCUGGACAUGGACUCUCAUUCCCUUUAUGCAUGUUACCUUAUUCUUAUUGGCAUUUGUGUUGGUUUUCUCUUUCUCUACUUUAUAUGCUUAAAGUUUAUUAAACAAAAAUCACACCAAGAAUGGUAA